This is a messenger RNA of Lineus longissimus, 6539 nucleotides long. RefSeq names its product GRAM domain-containing protein 2B-like. Lineage: Eukaryota; Metazoa; Nemertea; Pilidiophora; Heteronemertea; Lineidae. Gene Ontology annotation, biological process: intracellular sterol transport. The record is from RefSeq and is a predicted model, not a curated record. Gene Ontology annotation, molecular function: sterol binding; sterol transfer activity. The transcript has 14 exons. Bases 539 to 2209 code for a protein of 556 amino acids. Gene Ontology annotation, cellular component: endoplasmic reticulum membrane; endoplasmic reticulum-plasma membrane contact site; plasma membrane.
CCUUGUGAAUAUUUGUUAAGCAAUAUCUGAAUACAGUGUGUGGCUUAACUGUACAACAAAUACAUUAACUGUAAUGCCCCAUACUGGAUGAUGCUGCAGCAGUAGCGUUAAUUUGUCAAUUAUUGUGUUAUUAUCGUAAUUAAUAUUGUAAAUGAGGCAUUGUUACUAUACUACUUGGCUUGUGAAUGUCGUAACAAUAAGCUGUUUGCAUUUAGUCAAGGGUGUGAUUCUUUGGUUCACAUGUUGCGCAUAUAGAAUUCUUUAUGGAGAUGUAAAAUUGCUGGCAAUUUGUUCCAGGAUAUUUUCUUCCAUUUAGUCAAGUACUGCCAUACAAUUAGGUGCAUCGUGCCUGUUUCAAGUAUACAUGUAUUAUUGUACGUGGACCAUCUGUCACUGAUUCAACAUUGUAUUUGUGUGCAUUAACUGUAUAAUACACUGAUAGUACCAUUUACUGGAUGCCCACACCUGCUGUCAGUUCACUUUCUCAGUAUGUGGUUUAGAUUUGUGUCCUUAAACUCCGAGGCGAGGCAAUCCUAAGAUGUAUCAGGCCCCUGAAGCUGAUCUUUCACGAUGCGUUGAGUGGGUGGACAUUGUAGAUUCCUGGCACCACGUGGACCACUUGGAUCAAGAUGCUGACAUUAACAUGGUCUAUGAUAAUAGCCUGCAGAGAACAGAAUUUGCUGUUGCUCAGCGUCGUGUAAGUUCAAAUGGUCAAGAGGACAUACAACCUGUCGAUUCAGUGGAAUACUCUGCUGAGAUUAUCAGCCGUAUCAUUAAUCAUGGGGCCACUGGAAGCUUUAGCCGUAAUCAGAGUCGAGGAAAGUUAGAAAUACAAAGCCAGGAUGGACACUCAGUUACAGACAAGGAUUCAGACAGCCCAGAAACAAGAACUGCCAAAACUGCACCUUCAACCCCAGAGGCUGAGGUUAAAUCCAUUCUUAAAAAUGAAAGCAAGACGUCACUAAUGAGUCAAUUAGAGAUGUCGGUCUCAUCAAACAAGACAAACAAAACUCCUAGUCCCGAGAUGCCCAGACAGCGGCACCAAUCAGAUUCACCAGUGUUAAUACCAAGCAAAAUCCGCAAUAAUGACAAAUUUCACAAGGUGUUCAAAAGCGUGGCUGAGGAGGAGGAGCUCAUUAAACAGUUCUCAUGCGCAUUUGUGUCGGACAUUCUACUUCAGGGUACUCUCUACAUCACGGAGAAUCUCUUUUGUUUCCAUUCCAAGAUCGUCGGCAAGAGAAAGCUGAUUGAGAUUCCAGUCGAGAAAGUGGUUGCUAUAACAAGAGAAAAAACUGCUUUUAUCAUUCCAAAUGCCAUAGGUGUUGUGACGGAUACCGACAAGUAUGUGUUUGGCUCACUGAUAUCCCGUGACAACACCUAUCGGUUGAUGUACAGCACGUGGAUAAAGAAUGCUGGUGGUGCUGGCUUACCUAUCAAGGAGGACAUUAUUGACUUGGAUAUUGGUGCUCCAGAGAUCGAAUCAUAUUCUAGUCCAGAAAAUAAUAACUUCCUUGAUGUCCAACGGACCGAUUCAGGGACGGGUAUUGACCUCGAAUCGACGACAGACUCCGACCUUGGAUCCUGUGCGAGCUGCUGUUCCACGAACUUGGAGGUCGACUCUAAGCAAAGUGAUCUCUUCCAACCAAUUCCUGUGAGGAAACCAUCUCAGAAGAAACUCCGGGAAAGUGUGGCAUCGGUGAAAAAUAAUCAGGAGAUGACGUACUUCAGAAUGCUCUUGCCAUAUUUACUGCUUUGUUUUGACUACGAAGGGAACUAUAAAGCUAUAUGCCAAUUUCUGACCAAGUUACGGAGGACAGCCAGAAUGAAUCUGCUUUUGGCAGGAUGUUUUGUCUUGGUGGCUUUCUUCAUCCUCUCAGCGACGGUGUUAGCAUACAAAGUGACAUUAUUACAAGCUCACAUCGAGGGCCAGAACAGUUGGUCAGAAUCCAAGUAUUCAAUGAGAUCUCAUGUAUAUAAGAAUCUGUACAGCCUGCACAAUGACUAUCAAGCAGCGACUAUUGAGAAGCUUCAUGCCAUAUUACGUGCCAAUAUCAACAUUCUAGAAGAUGUUUACAUGUCACUACGAACUUUACAAGAGUCUCAACGAGCGGGAAUGAAGUUUUGCCAGCAGUCUAGUCAAAAUAAUGCAGGGAAUACAAAGACUAAGGACUUUAAAAGUCACACGGAGGCCAUCAAGCCUGACUCCUGAUAAUUCUGUGUCUUGUUUCUAUUAUGGAACAGCAAGAUACGAGUUUCACUCAUUUCAUUUUGGGCUUGCCAUACAGUGUAUCUUUUUUCUGCCACAGUAUUGGUCAAUAGCACCGAGAAACUUGCGAUGGGCCUUUUGAAGCCGGUGGAGAUCAAUCUUUGCUCAAAAGUCUACAUUGAAUGAUUAGUUCAGGGUGUAAUUGUGUUGAGGUGCUUGUCAAAAAAUAUCUCAUAUCAACCAUUCAGGAUUGCUGUGCUUUUGGGGUAUUUAUAUAUCAACCAACUUUGGAUGUAUACCUAUUAUCCGUUUUGGAUUGCCCCAAGUUUUAUAGCAGGCUAACUUCUUCCAAAUGUGCACCUUAGAUAUUGUUCGUUCCAUGCUCAUGUCACCGUAGAAGUCAUGUUAAUUCUUGGUCUCUGUAGAUGAGACAGGUUGGGGUCUGUCAAGGCUGUUGUCUGUUGCUCCAUGGUUGGAGUAGGAUGUACGAGCAGACGACCUUGCAUUUUUCGGGUCGUCUGGUGUCUCCUUCAUUUGUAUCGGAUGAAAUUUCCAGCUGUUGACAAUCUUUCCACGAUACACAUAUGGUUGUGUUCCCUCCCUUUUCUUUCACCAUCUUUUGGGGCGGUUACAGACUAUUUCACCAUAGACUCACUAAACAUCCUACAAGUGAAUGAAGACAUAGGCCUUGAUAAACUCUAUCAACUUUUGAGAGUUAACAUUGACCAGGCAAUUAUAGCACUGCAAAUUUUGAGCUAGUCAUUUUCCACUCUAGUCCUGAGAACUAAUCAUUAAUCUGUGAAUGACAGAUUGUACUUUAUGACAAAGGCCAAGUAAGUCCAUGAUAUUUAGUAAAAAACAAAGUGACCCUCCCCUAAAGUCUGGAAGUUCAAAUUCAAAGAUGCUUCCAGGUAUUGGUUCUUGCCUUUACACACUUUUAUCACCUGGAAUAAAUGUAAUUAGAAAUGAAAUGUUUCCAAUCAACAUUGUCCAGUUUAGGUGAAAUACUUGGCCUUUAUCAACUAGUUCAAAUCCUAUUUGUCACUGAUGAAAUGUUUAAUAACUUAAGGAUAUUACACCUUCCUGUUUCUACAACAUCGGCAUGGAUGAUGAUGGACUCUAGUCAAAACUCACCCAAUUAAAAAGGCUCCAAUAUGUGGCAGAAAUCACCGAGACAGUGCAUGAUAUACACAAAUGGUGGCCCUGUUUAUCUGUGAUAGUAUUAUAGACGCAUUUUUACGAUCCAGUUUUGAGAGCUGGUGAAGUCAGUGAAUGGGUAAUAUUGUAUGAUCACUUCUUCAGACUAAGUCAUUCUCAUUAUAACUGAGCAUUGACAUUUUUCUAUUGAAAUUUGCUGGGUUGACAGCCAUUUAAACUUGGUGUACCUUUUAUUUACACUCAGUCGUCUUUGCUAUGGUGUCAAGUUUGCCAAAGGCCCCUUCUGACUAGCUACGGGUUUUACCAUUUACUACAAUUGACUGGUAUUUUGUCCAAUGCGUCAUUGUGUGAGCUCUGAGAGCCCGGAGUACCAGUCUCAGAUGCAAUGCAAUCUCAAUAGCUGAACCCUUGUCUUGGCUGUCAAUUAACUUCCUGCCUCCUAUCGUCACCAUGGCACUCCUUUUAUUGCCAUCUGCAUCAUGAUGUUAUUUCUAGUAAAAUUGUGGCGUUAAUACAUGUAACUAGAAGACACAAUAAGCACUGACAUGGUAGAACUGGGAGGUGAGUGUAAAUAACUGGUACCACCUCUGCGUAUAAUGUUGUUCAAUAACAUAGUGACUGUGAUAGACAAGUAGGCGUGGUUGUUGUAUUGUGAUGGGGAAAACUAUCUGUUGUGUUAUAAAAAUUGAUUUAUCUCUUGAUUGUGAUACUCUGUUUGAUCGCUGAUGAUACUUGCGAACUAUUCAAGGGAAAUUAGAAAUGGGAUGAAAGUCGGUUAUACAGCGAAUGUCCCUGUUCUCUAGAAAUUGUCAAAACAAAUGUUACUAGUUGUCUCAACAUUAUUAAGGUGAUGUUUGUUUUUAAAUCUGCGGGGCCGUAGUAAGUGGGGGAUGGGGGCUCACUGCCUCCAGAUCUAUUCGAAAAACAUGGUUUUCAUACAGAUUUGGGACACCCCCCUCCCUUAGGACCAAAAGUUAAAUACUGCCCCAAAAUAUUAGUGUACCUUUUAUAUGUUCAUGUUUAAAGAUAAUUGCCAACUACAUAUUAUGACUGUGAAAAAGAAAAAAUACUUUUACAGAGUUAUCAGAAUGCUAUAAACCCUUGGAAAAUAAGUGACUUCACAGUGAAUCACCUCAGUCCAUGAGAAUCUGAAAAUGAAGAUUUCAUCAGCUGGUUCAUUUUCAUUGUGCUUGUCUUUGUUUGUUGUGUUUGUGCAAUGUUGAAUUGUGAUUUUAAAUCACUGUGUUGAAUGGUAUUUGUCCUCUUUAGUAAGACUUGGUUAUUUUGGAACAACCUGUACUUAAUCCUGAAAUAAUUGGUGUGUAUGAUGGUCCCAGAAUUUAUUGAUCAAAUAAUUGUGAGAAUUUGUUCAUUUAGUAACUGCAUCCUACUGCAGAGAUACAUGUACAAACACUACUUGAACUGUGUAAUUGAAUCCCAUUUCUCUGGGGCGCUGCCCUCAUACACAUAAUAUACUGUCUUUGGAUAUUUCUGUCCUGGUAAUUCAAUUUCCUUGUCAAAUUUGAUUCUGGGAUUAUACAUAUUAGGCAGUAUGUUCUUCAUCAUUAAUACAAACGUCAAUUAGUUGCUUGUUCCAGUUUCUGCUAUUUAUUUGUACAUAUUUAAAAGCUUGCAACGCUACAUUCUUUUGUGCGUUUUAUUGUUGUAAGUCACUUGUUUUGGUAGCUGGUUUGCCAUUGUGACUGAUUAUUUUUAGUUUUUGAAGAAAUUGUUGCAUUUCAGCUUUCUUCCGGCUUAAAAAAGACAGAAAGUUACUGGUAACUUUCCUCUCCUGUUAGAUUAUCUGAUUUGCUUAGCCUUCCACGAUAUCUUAUUUACUAUGCUUUCCAAGUUAAGGAUGUAGGAUCUUGUAUCUGCUCAUCAUGAUGCUGAUUGUCUCCACAUGUGGUGACAAACACUGCUGGUUUGUGUGACGAUUUAGGUCACAAAAGCUACAGAUAUGGCAAACCUGAUGAUUUUAGAUCUUCGGACGCUCCUCUCUGUCUCCUUUCCUUGAGGUUGACAAUCGAAUUAUUUUCAGGAAGAUAUCAAUAUUCCCAUUUAAACUGUGGUUGAGAUCAGAUUAGAUCAGAUUUCUCCUCACCCCAUAUAGAUCUGCUUCAUUUUACUGUUGUUAUUUUUGUCAUUUCAAUUGUAAGUACAUGUACAUAUUGUCCUAAUUUGUCUGCAUAAAGAAUAAAUGUUUCACUUUGUCAAUGAAAUAUCAUGUCUAAAUCCUUAACCAUUUUUACACCAAACUCUCUGUUUUUAACUGUAAAAUUUGUCAACUGUAAAGUGUGUUGUUUACCUAACAUUGUCUAUUUAACAUUGAGUUCAUAAGUCCUAUAGAAUCCUUGCUUUAAAUUGGAAACAAAUUGUAGUGCACACUACAUUGUUUCAACAUACUGAUUAAAAUCACACUUCAUACCCGACCAUCAGUUAAUCAAAGAAAAUGUCAUGUUUGCACAUCUGAAUUCUUUUACAAAUGGUCUAGUCUUUUGAAAGAUAAAUACUGGGUUCAUCAUCCAGGUUCAGUCAGCUUUCAGAUGAUAUUUCACUAUGCACGUCAGAGUCAAGCAUAAAUUUGUUGACCUUUCAAGUCACGAUUUAUUUUUUGUGUUACUGAUUUGAAUCCUUUAGUUGUUCACUGCCAAAACUAGAUGUCAACCAGUAACUCUGUCGGUUAUCGAGUGCAGUAAUGGUAACCAUUGCCAAAUAUUGCAUUUUGCUGGUCAGAUCUGUUUUAUCCCAGCAUGGCCAGCUAGGUUACACAAAUUUACUACCGGUAACAUGGCGUAUACAGACAUAACUGUACCUCUAAGCCUGUCAGACCAUAUGAUAUAAGACCUCUGUCCUUGUCCUAUCGUGUCAAAUCCAGCAAUUGAUUUGGGAAGAGAAACGGGGAGACAGUAGGAGGAAACCUUCGUAACUUGCAUUAGAGUUUCUUAGUAAGAACUCGAUCCUCCUUGGUUUCUCUGCUUUAUGUCUCUCCUGAAAUGUUUGAGUUGUUUUGAUGUUCGCCUUGAGUUGUAGCAGUGUUACGUUCUAGCAAUAUCUCUGUUCUCAACUUAUUAUUAAGUGAGAUUGUAGCUCUGUGCUUAAACAGAGCGACUUAAAUUAUAUUUUUUAUUCCGCGGUUGUCAUGUCUCCUAGAAAGAAAAAACACAUUCUCAAG